This is a messenger RNA of Bolinopsis microptera, 3184 nucleotides long. Its product is annotated as lysine-specific demethylase 7B-like. Gene Ontology annotation, molecular function: histone demethylase activity; transcription coregulator activity. The transcript has a single exon. Bases 31 to 2268 code for a protein of 745 amino acids. NCBI's taxonomy places the organism in Eukaryota, Metazoa, Ctenophora, Tentaculata, Lobata, Bolinopsidae. The record is from RefSeq and is a predicted model, not a curated record. Gene Ontology annotation, biological process: regulation of transcription by RNA polymerase II; protein demethylation.
AUAUUUCAGGUAGCACAAGGUAAUCGUUUUAUGGAUAGCAGUAACCUGUAUUGCAUAUGUCGUGGCGUCUACAAUGAGCACCGGUUUAUGAUAGAAUGUCACGCGUGUAAAGAGUGGUUUCACGGGGACUGUGUGGGCAUUCUGGAGAAAGAAGCUGAUCAGAUCGAGGAGUAUUACUGCACCGCUUGUCAGAACAGUCACGGUCCUUCCAAAUUAAAGAGCAACAUUCCUCGGGCAAGUCACAAACCGGAGGAGUUUGAGCUUAUUGAACAUCCAGCCAUCAAGAACUUUUACCAAGCACUGGACGACACUUCAUUUCUUGACAGUAGCCACGUAGUUACCUACCUCGCUAAUGGUACCUCCUUUUCUGCUGAGUAUGUUUACGAAAAUACUCUUCAAAAGCCUAUUUUAAUAGAAAGCAUUGUCGGUUUAGGACUCAUCGUGCCUCCCAUAUCUACUUCCAAAGAUAUUGAAAACUACUUGCCUCCCAGCCAUCUCCUCAACAUUCACGAUAUCUUAGAAAAUGAGGAGAGGACGAUAAAACUGACAGAAUGGAUCGAGCAUUUAGAUUCAGCUGAGAACUUGGACAAUAUCUCCAUAGUUGAUAAAUUAGAUAUCAAUGGGACAAAACUGUCAAGAAUCAUCAAACCCCCGCGACAAUUGAGACAAUUUGAUCUUGUUGAGUCUUCUUGGCCAAAAACCGACGACAACGAAGACUUUAUGUUCGGCAAGCCAAAACAAUCGCUCUUUUUAUCCAUGGGAGAUGCUGGUAGCUUUGUAGAUUUUCAAAUUGGUAUGGUGGGUGCUUCAGUGUGGGUGUAUAACAUGCUCGGUUCCCGGACAAUAUACUUGGUUCCUCCAACUGAUGAAAAUUUGAAAAUAUACGAGGAGCGAACAAAAAUAAACAGCUGUGAUGAUAGAUUUUUCGGGGAUCUGGCUAACGCUUGCUACAAAUUGGACACUCGGGAGAAUGAGUUUGUUUACAUUCCCGGAGGUUGGAUAUUUGCUUCCUAUCUCGAUACCAAAGGUGUAUCUCUGGUGGGCGAGUUUUGCAACAUGUUCUCCCUGCCUCACCACAUCCAAUGUUACGAACUACAGAAGAGACUGAAGUGCCUGAACACGGUACGUUACCCUCAUUUUGAAGUAUUGGUGUGGUGUGCUGCUGAACACAUACACAUGCUUCUCUCCAGUAAGGAGUUUAGCUAUAAUAGACAUGGCCUCAUGGAGUCAGCUAAAGCUCUCGUUACAAUACUGAGAAAAUGGAUUUCAAAAAAGGAAGAGCACCUUCAUGCUCAAGAAAUACCUCCCCAUAUCAACCCAACUAAACUAACCAACUCGAUCGUGUACUCUAUCGGGAAGAUUAACCGCGGUAAUAAUCCCAAAGUGUCGCCCUUAAAAGUCAAAACUAAACCUGGUCCUUCAAAACGAGUGAAGAGUCCAGCUUUUCAUUCGGAUCAUGUUAACAUAGACACAAAAGAACCGCCUCCUCGAGGGGAGAAGUUGUUACUAAAAUUCAACAAGUCACUUCUUUACUCUGAGCAGAACAACAGUGCUGAGGCCAAUGUCGCCCAAGGGCCCAUAAAACUUAGAUUGCCCAAAAUAAUAAUGAACAAUGAGGUCUCACCUCCAGAAAAGUCAGAGAAGCCCGUUGAAACCAAAGUUGCAGUUGUUACGAAAAGUGGUAGAAAGAGAAAGAGGCCAAAAUCGUUGGCCGAUUUUGUCGACUCAGGCAAGUCAAGUAAACCCCUUUAUGACAGCGACGACUCUAUUUCGAAAACUGCAAACAUUUUAUCCUUGGGUGAGGUAGAAAAACCAGAGAUAGCUAAGAUUCGUAAGCGGUUAAAGAAGCAAUCAGAAAAACAAGCAAAACAACAGCCGGUUAGCCCUCCAACUCCAGACACACCCAGUAUAACUCCACUCACAAUCCAAGCUAGAGGAAAGAGAAACACUUACAAUGAAGAAAGUCCUGAUGAGUUUGAAUCAGAGAAAUUCCUGAGCAAAUGCAAGCAAGACUCUUAUUACAUUUACCCGACUAUGGGUGUUCAGGACGCUAGUGAUGAGCAUACUGGUGAGUCUGAUAACUGUUCAUCAGCCACUCCCCUCAAACUCAAAGUCAGGUUACCGAUACCAGAUCGUCAGCCGACACCACCUCCCAAAACUCCUAACGUCAGCAAAAAAAGGACUGAAUCAGUUAAAAAAGGACUGAGAACUCCCAAACAACGCCUCGGGAAGCUUCUGAAGAUUGAUAAAUCGUUUAUCAGACGGUAAUAUGUUUAGUGUUUACGAGUCAUUCUUCUGAUAAACUGCAAAGAUAACGAUCUCAAUAUAGAUACCGAUUAUUUGUGCUUCAAUUCGUAUUUUUAAAUCGUGGUCUUUCUAAAAUCAGAUCGCCACGUCUUGGGGCUUGUAAAUAUACAAUUCUAUGUUUGAGGGGUUAUGUCAAUUCAAAUAAAAAUCUGUUAGUAUUUUCCGUUUAAUAAUAAAUGAUGUUCGGGGAUAUUAAGGUAUCUUAAUUAGUAUUUAUAUUAGUACAUAUGUACAUAAACAUAGACACAUGAGUAUUGUGGUAUUUCAUUUUAAAACUGUCACUUUUAGGGAAUUAAGUAUAGAUUUUACGCGGCAAACUAAUUACUAGAUUAUUAUUUUGUGUUGAAAUUUGCAUAGCAGCAUACAGUCUUUUUACAGUCUUAGUUUCUAGGCCAAAUGAUUCCUUGCUUCCCUCGCGACAUAAGACAACAGUCAGUGAACAACAGUUCAGGGAUUUAACAAGUUUCGUCCCGUGGUUCGGAGUACAUUUUAACAACUUAAACGUUCUAUUAACAUGUUAAUUGGACUUGUUUUCGGUUUUUGAAGGGCGACAAUUAUUUAGUUGACCUAGGUGUCCUGUUAUUUAGUUGACCUAGGUGUCCUAUUUUUAAUAGCAGCAGUUGUUAUGUUAUGGAUUAUUUAUAAGCAGCUUUUUACCAAAUGAAAUAGGCAUCAUGGCCUUUUUUUGGCCUUUUUAAUUCACAUAUAUCAUUUUAAAAUUAGUUUUAGGUUAAAACGCGAACGGUACUUAAUCAUGUCAUUAUUUAAAAUUGUUCUUAAACGUUUCCCAAAUUUCUCAAUGGUAUUUAACAUGAUGUUCUAUUCAAUGUUUAUUAAACCUAUUUUAUGUACAAACUACCUAAAUUAUAAUUGUGUC